This is a messenger RNA of Patella vulgata (common limpet), 5078 nucleotides long. RefSeq names its product hsc70-interacting protein. NCBI's taxonomy places the organism in Eukaryota, Metazoa, Mollusca, Gastropoda, Patellidae. The transcript has 13 exons. Gene Ontology annotation, molecular function: Hsp70 protein binding; protein dimerization activity. Bases 129 to 1268 code for a protein of 379 amino acids. The record is from RefSeq and is a predicted model, not a curated record.
UAGGAACGAACAUUGUCCAUGAUAUAAGUGCAAUUUAUGACGCAGGUCAAGGUCGAAUCGAAUUUUCCCGAAGCCGAAUACUGGGGGAAAUACUUUGCAUUUUAGUAAACAUAUUUUGAAGGAAAUCCAUGAUGGAUGCGAAUCAAUUAGCUCUGUUGAAAGAUUUCAUCCAGAUGUGUAAAAGAGAUGCAAAUCUUUUACACAUGCCAGCUUUAUCGUUCUUUAAAGAUUAUAUUGAAAGUUUAGGGGGAAAGAUACCUGACCGUAAACCCGAACCUAAAUCAGAACCCCAGCCGACACCUGCUGCGGAACCUGAACCUGAGCCUGAACCUGAAGAGGAAGAGGAAGAAGUUGAAAGUGAUGUUGAAUUAGAUGCUACUGGUGUGAUUGAGGAUGAUGAUAAUGAAAUGCCAGAAUAUGCUCCAGAUGAUCAUGAAAUAACAGAUGAAAAUAUUGAUCAAGCUAAUGAUAAACGAAAUGAAGCCCUUGAUGCUUUUAAUUCCGGUAAUUUAGAAGAAGCUGUUAGACUAUUUACAGAAGCCAUUAAACUAAAUCCACAUUCAGCGUUGAUGUAUGCAAAGCGAGCCAGUGCUUUUAUAAGGUUAAAUAAACCAAGGAAAGCUAUGCAUGACUGUGAUAGAGCAAUAGAAAUGAAUCCAGAUUCUGCUGCACCUUAUAAAUGGAGAGGCAAAGCUUGCAGAUUAUUAGGGAAAUGGGAACAAGCCUACCAUGAUUUAACAACAGCUUGUAAACUAGAUUAUGAUGAUGAUGCUAAUCUGAUGUUACAAGAAGUUAAACCUAAUGCACUAAAGAUCAUGGAACACAACCGAAGAUAUGAGAGAAUAAGGGAAGAAAGAAUUUUAAAGGAAAGAAAAGAAAGAAUAAAGAAAGCGCGAGAAGAAUAUGAGAAACAAAAACAACAACAGAGUGCUGCAGGUGAUAUGCCAUCAGGGGCUGGUGGAUUCCCAGGAGGUAUGCCUGGUUUCCAAGCGGCAGGGGGUAUGGGUGGCAUGCCAGGUAUGCCUAACCUUAGUGAACUCUUCUCAGAUCCAGAAAUCAUGGCAGCAUUCCAAGAUCCAGAGGUGAUGGCUGCCUUCCAGGAUGUGUCUGCAAAUCCAGCUAAUAUUUCUAAAUAUCAGAACAAUCCCAAGGUUCAGCAAGUUAUUAACAAAAUGGCUAAUAGAUUUGGUACUGGAGGAAUGCCUGGUGGUGUGCCAGGAGAUAUGCCUGAUGGUUCACCAGAAGAUCCUAUGCCUGACAGCACGUAACCUACAUGUAAUGAAGUGAAGACCAGGUACAUGAAUGAGAGAAUGAAUGAGCUACUGAUUUUUCACAUUUGAUAAAUAAUACUAAGUAUUCAUCCACGACUUUAAUAGAACUGUUUGUCUAUCCGUUGGGGUGGGGGGGACUUUUAAUUAUGCCAGGACCAUCGAAGAGCAAUAACAUUAAGAAUAGUGAUGUGGUUUCAAUCCCACUCUUGUAAUUGACAAAGGUGUAGGGUUGUUUGUCUAACCUUUUGGGUUUUCUCUGGGUCCCUGGUUUCCUCCCGAGGUUAAAGACCUUACACACAAACAAAUUAUUGAAAUAAAUUGAGCCAUGAUAGUCCCAAAAUGACCUAGUUUUUGUCGAAUGGAUGUUGAACCCAUCUUAUUCUCUUAAAGAGUAACUGUCAAUUUCAUGGUGUGAUUAUUAGAGCUGAUUAUUCGUUGUUGGCCAUAAAUUCCCUGGUUUGCUUGAUUGUCACUGUUCAUAGGCUCGGGAGAGCUAGAACUUUCAAUUGACUACUUGUGUUGCUUUGUCCUCCUCCCUGAAAAUCUAAGUUUUUGUUGUUAUUUGUGGUUGUGUUUGAUGAUGUCCUCCUGUAUUUCAUGCUAGACAGAUCGUUCUGUUGUUGUCACUGGGUGUAUGCAUACUAGUAUAGUAACAUACUUAACAAUAUGAAGAUGUACCACACUACAUCUCGGGUAUCAUAAAGCAGGAGUUUCUAUAUUUGAUGUUUAUUUUCAAACCAUUGUAAGCAAAUUAUUAAAAUUCCACAGUUUGUUAAUUACUCAACACCACUAGUGAAAGUAAAUGUGUGUAAACCCAAAUCUAGAUGGACUGUUUUAAACUACUCAUCAAUAGGAACCAAAUAUAUUUUGAUGACUCUGAAUGAAUUUGAACAAUUUGCCAACAUUGGUUUAAAAUUAAACAGCAAGACUAAACAUACCCAAGAUAGUGCAGCAGUGCUACCUAUUUCAUCAUUUAAUUCACAUUAUUAUAAUCUAUAUAUUAGUUCUUUUCAUAUUAAUGUUUAUAUCAAGGGGCCUGUUUAGUUCCGUUACCCCAAGACAGUUGUGUAUUGCAGAGGAACAGGUGGGAACAGCAAUUCCUUACAUGUUUAGGAAGGGCAAAAAAUAUAUAUAUGGUGGGGGGAGGCAAAGUAAUUUACUUUUGGCUUGACGUUCACCACCCAUCAGAGCAACACUUUCAAAAUGCAUUCCCUUGUCUUUUUUAGCUUUAUCCCACUGUCCCAAAUUCUGUUCUCAGAAUAAUGUUUAUGGUUUUAAGAGUUUUUCAAUCAGUUAAAUCAUGUGUAAUAUGUAACUAUUAUUGGCAGUAGUAUUUCAGUCAGAUGCAAGUGAUUGGUGUGAUUAAUGAAUUCCAAAUUACAAUAUAUUCAAUUAAUUGUGGAACAGUAUAGUCAUUGGUAAGAUUUUGAAUCGACAAUUACAAUAUUUUGUAAAAAUUGAAUUCUAUAGGGUUAAAUUCCAUUCAAUGUUGGUUAAAAUCUUGUGUUCAGCCUCCUUUUAAUCUGAUGCCUCCGAUUUUAAGUAAAUUAGAACACCACUGUCAUGUUUAACGAUAAAAUAGAUAAUUUUUUAAUCUGAUUGAAUCCAAGCUGGAGGAUUAUCUACAUGUUUCGUUGAUAUUAUGGUUUUAAAUGUUAAAUAAUGAUAGGGUGAUCCAUGUACUCACAGAAAUACAGUCCACUGCUGAUAGUUCGAGACUACCACUGAAGCGUGCACAUUCGCCAUGCCGAGACCAACUUUCUGACAGUAUGAUACUAUAAAUAGCCAUGGCACGUGCAAUUCUCUACAAAUCUAUCAACUAUUACAGCCGUAAAAAAUUUAUUGUUGACGAUUUUGAAUAGCAGUUAAAUUAAGCUUCUUGGUUAUUACAGCAGAUUUAGAAAUUACGUUCGUUUCAUUUUUUAAAUCGCUUUAUCAUUAACUGUACCGUUAAGAGCGGCAUCUUUUGGUUUAGUACAAAUAAUAUCUCUGAAUCACUCGGGUUAGGCAGGAACAUGAUACUAGCAGUAGUUUCAUUUUACUUUUACAAGCUUCUUAAAACGAUUGUUGAGCUACCUAACGUGCUUAUUUCUAAAUUCAAUUUCUUGUUCUAGCUUUCUGUUACGUUUCGUAAAAAAGUAGUCUUGAUUAUCCCGACCUGUCAAUCAGACGUAGAAUGGUCGAUAGACUGGUUAAGCGAGACUAAUUUCAAAACAAGGGCACGUAACCUAUCUUUUACUCAAAAGUGUCUGGAUGUUAUGGACGACUCUUGGAACCAGUUUUCAGUCUAUUAUUUAUACAUGAUUAAUGGUCAUAGCUUAUUAAGUACAACAUGAUCGUUCAUUUAGUGACUAUAAUUGUGUGAAACUGAUUUGAGGCUUGGCAUAUAUAUAAAUAUUGUGGCGUAAUUGUCGAGAUAUAUGGAGAUAUUUAUUUAUGGUGGGUCACCCUAAUAAUGAAUCUAAAUAUAUUUUACGUUGAAGUAAGCUAUGAAAAAUUAGAUGUUACCAGCAGCUUUAAUUGAAUAUAUGUUCAUUUGGAAUCCCAUCCGGAUCACUAUUGUUUAUUCUGACUGAAUGCCUCAUCACUAUCUAUCUCUAAGUCUGUUUUCUAUCUACGCAUUUCGCAGAAUUUCGUUGCGCAUUAAGAUUGAUUACAUGGAAACGGGUGCUACGAAAAUGCGUACAUUUAAAACAGCCUUAUUGUAUUAUUCCAUUUUAACGCAAUUCUCUGUAGUACUUGAUAAUCAAAUCUACUUAGAGGUUGUCUUGAUCAAAUGUUCAAAUUAUGCACAUUGAAUGGAAUCAGAAAUAAGGGUAUAUAAGAAGGGCAUUAUUUCCCUUGGUUUAGAAUACCAUUUGUUUGUUUUUAUUAAUGACAUGUAUUUGCUUGUUUUAAUUUAACACACUGAGAACUCUCAUUAAAGAUGUAUAUCCUCAAGUUUAAUUGGGUCAGUUAUUCAGAUACAUAAUUGAAUUUUAUCUGAAAAUAUGAUGUGUCUAAUGACAUGGAAAAUAAAAAAUAAUAGACCUGUUAAGAUGCUUAUCAAACCUGUAAUAAAUAAAAAAAAUAGAUCUAUUUAGAUGUUUAUUAAGUUUGUAAUAAAUAAACUAAUAGAUCUAUUAGAUAUUAAUUAGAUUUUUAUCUCUCAACCAGUAAAAUGUCAGCCAUGUGUAUACAGUUGCGAGACAGGAUCUGCUUGCAUUGCUUCGCCAUAAUAUCUAGUUCAGUAUGUUAAGAGGAUAAAAUGCUUGUUGAGAUUACAUUUGAGUUGAAUUUAUUAUUUAUUUCACGCAUAAGUUAAGUCAUAUAUUGAUUGUAGACUUGUGAUUUUGCCGAGUUCUAGAGUAGCAUGGACAUGUUAAUUAUUAAAUUUAGAAAUAGAUUCAUAAGACACAAGAAAUGAAUGGAGAAGAACUUGUGAAAUUAGAGGACUAAAAUAUAAGGCUUACUGCAUCUAAUGGAUUUGUUGCUUGUUUAUUUAAUUCCGAUUGUUUCUAUAGUUUAUGUUACAGCAGACUUAGAGUAAUGUUGCGUGCACUGUCACCACAGAGUCACCCUACAUACUACCUACAACAAGGUAACCCACACUUGUGCGAGGCAGGCUGUAGUUAAUCAAGUAUGUUGCGUAGUCACCCUACAUGCUACCUAUGCCAAGAUAACGCACGCUUGUGUUAGACAGAUUGUAGUGUAAUCAAGUAUUAUAAUUAUAUAUGUAUGUAAACAUGUAAUCAACAUUUAUAACUUUCAUUUGUUUCCAGCGUUCUAAUUUCAUGUAAUAAAGUGUUUCUAUUAUGUAUUCGAAAA